Molecule: messenger RNA, 792 nt
Organism: Dictyostelium purpureum
Lineage: Eukaryota; Evosea; Eumycetozoa; Dictyosteliales; Dictyosteliaceae
Exons: 3
Coding region: 1-792 (263 amino acids)
Source: RefSeq, a predicted model, not a curated record
AUGGAAUUUAAAUUAAAAAAGCAUUGGGGUAUUUCCUAUCAUUUCAUAUCAUUAAAUGUACCAACAUUUUUACCAAACUACACAAUUAAUAAAAAAAGUUUUUCAAUAUCAUCAAUUAAAUCAUUAGAAUUACUAUUAAAAUAUCGAGUAAAUAUCAUAGAACCAUAUAAUAUCAAUAUCAAUUUUAACAAUAACAAUAAUAACACAACAGUAGCUUCAUCAUCAUCAUUCAGUUUAAAAAAUAGUAAUAGUAAUAAUUAUACAAUAACAGUAGCAUUAGCAUUCAGUUUAAAAAAUAGUUAUAGUAAAAGUAAUAACAAUACAACAACAACAGCACCGGAACCUACAACAUUCAGUUUACAAAAUAGUAAUAGUAACUAUAAUUUAAAUAGUAUUAGUGAAUAUAGCAAUCUAAAUAAUAAUAGUAUCAGUUUAGCCCGAAGCGCAAGUUGUAGUAGUAAUGAUAGCAAUGGGAGUAGCGGUAGUAGCAGUAGUAGCGCAAGUUGUAAUAGUAAUGAUAGCAAUGGGAGUAGCGGUUGCAACAAUAAAAACAAGAAAUUAAAAUCACCAAUUUAUAUACUACUACAUUUAAAAACAUUAAAUAUCGGUAAUAUUCAAGAGACAUUAGAUAAGUUUAGUUCAAACAGAGCGGACUACCCAAAGAUUACCAAAGAAGUUAUAAAGAAAUGUCUCAAGUAUUCAAAUAUUGAAGAUUUAGAAAAACUAUUUAGAGAAAUCAGUACAUAUUCUGCAGGUACAAAGAAUCAAGAUACCAAAAAUAUCACUAGGUAA